Molecule: messenger RNA, 3471 nt
Organism: Salvelinus sp. IW2-2015
Lineage: Eukaryota; Metazoa; Chordata; Actinopteri; Salmoniformes; Salmonidae
Source: RefSeq, a predicted model, not a curated record
ACUGGUCAUCUGUAAUUUUAGAUGGUUCUGGAGUUGUGUCGCACUGAGCAGACAGCAGACCAAGACAUUCAGCAACACCUGGACAGGAUCCGAAGCCUCAUAUCCACUGGGGAAGCAGAGUCAAGUGAUGCAGAGGUGGAAUUAUCUGAAUCAAACUUUGUGGAGCUGGUUGAAUCUCUGUUGAAAGACCCAAGUGAAAGGGAGAACUUCUACCAGGAUGUGUUCCCUGUGGAAUUUGGGCCCAAGUAUGACACUGCAAUACAGAUGCUGAUGUUAGAAUUCCUUUCCAGACUUGAGAAGUUACUUCCCAUACCAGACCUUGAACAGACUGCCUCCUUGUUAAAUGCUGUCCCCUCUGCCCUGGAGAAAUGUGUACAGUUUGUACCUGACCCCAUACAAUUGAGGACCCUGCUCCAAUACCACAGAAAACAUGGGCGUUUGGACUCCAUCGAAACUCCAUCAUCCUUUGGUGACUACAUCCUUUCCUCUCUGUCUCUCCCUCCACAUGUACGUGUGGUGACUGCCACAGAAGUAGAUUCACAAUCAGAAUAUUUGGCUAGAGUGGAAGGAAAAGGGUUGGUGGAGGGUACAAUGGAGAAAAAUGGAGGACUACUUGCACCAAAUGAGGAUCAAAGAGACGCAUUUACUGAGAAGGAGCAUGCUAUGAAUAGGAAGCAUGUAAGUGGGGAAACGGACAAUCAAGCUGUCACCGGAAUUCAUGUUCAAACCUCAAAACAAAGCAAAAGGCUGCAGAUUAAGAAAAUACGGUCAAAAGUACAAAAGACAUGUAAAACGGAUUCUUCCGGGAAUGCAAUCCAACAGCCAUCCUCCUCCAAGGUGCACACCUCUCUGAGGAAGUCAUGCAAAAGAGGCCAGUUCAGUAAGACAUGCCCAGACUGUGAGAGGACUUUUGCUCGAGCCACGUCCUUUAGAAGGCACCAGCGAAGCCACACUCAAGAUCAUGAUCAUAGGUUUAAGUGCCUCAAAUGUGCAAUAGGCUUCAAGGAUCUUUAUGAUCUGAAGAAACACCAGCAGGGAGUUUGUGAAAAGAACCUCUCAACUUUGGUUGAUGGGGAAAAUAAAGAAGAGAUCCCACAACCCUCAACUAGCAAAURUCCGAACACAUCACCCCUUAAGACGCUCUCUCCAUCAGGGCUAACACAGAAAAGACCUCUGGACACCAAAACAUGCUCUUUGUGUAGGAGGUUUUUCACUCGUACUUCAGACAUGGCAAGGCACAUGAGAUCCCACUCAAAAGAGCAUCCAUUUUGGUGUGUAAAUUGUGAUAAGAGAUUCAAGUAUUCAUAUGAUUUGAAGAGGCACCAGAGAGAUUUGUGUAAGAAAGUGAACCAGGAAGAUUUAGGUCAGGUUGGUCAAAAUUUGUCACAACAGAAGGGGAAACCGCAGCCAGAGAAAGAUGAAUCCCAAUCAAUGGGUAGCACUGGGUCUCUUGGCACUGAUGAAAACCCGCAACCAUCUCACAAAGGUCUGUCCGACUCAAAAACCUGUUGUGUCUGUGGUAGGAUUUUGACUCGUACCUCAGACAUGGAAAGGCACUUGAAAUCUCACUCAAAGGAGCGUCCCUUUCAUUGUGCUAUUUGUGAAAGAAGUUUUAAGUACAAAGACACCUUGAAGAAACAUCAGGAAAUCCUUGGACACGAGGGCAUCCUAGAAGACUUGGGUCAGAAUGUGGACCAUCAACAAGCYGAAGUUAAAAACGAAGGUUGCAGCAGCCCUCUCACUACCAAGGAAAUCGACACUGAGCCCCUUAUCACGGCUGCUACUUCAGUGCCGACUCUCAAAGAACCCAAACCAUGCACUGUGUGUGGGAAGAUUUUUAAUCGUGCUUCAGGAAUGGCUAUUCAUAUGAGAUCCCAUUCAGAUGAGCGUCCUUAUCAAUGUGGCAACUGUGAGCAGCACUUCAAGUACAUGCAUGGUUUAAAGAAACACCAGAGGGAUAUCUGUCUGAAGGUGAACCAAGAGGAAGCAUCAAAGUUGGUGGACCAGCAACAAGAGGAUGCUACUCCAGAGGAGGCUGGUGAACUGCUAGCCACUGAUGACACAAGGGCAGAAUGCAAGGAGGAAGAAAGAAAGGUGGUAUUCAAAUGUGAUGAAUGCGACAAAGAAUUCAAAGGCUCAUCCUCCCUAAGAACACACAAACGAAUUCACAACCCAUUCUAUUGCUCUGAUUGUGGAAGGAUAUACCCGAACUCCAUUGCCUUUGACAGACACAAGCUGAUGCACAAGGAAAUCCAAUGUACCAUGUGUGAGAAGACCUUUACCCUGUUAGGGCGUCUGAGAGAACACUAUCUGCAUCAACAUAAAUUCGCAGGACCAUACGCCUGCUCUCAAUGUGAGAAAACCUUCACUCAGUUAUCGUACCUUGUCAUCCAUGAGAGGGUUCAUUCAGGAGAGUACCUGUACCAGUGCUCUGUUUGUCCAGAAAAAUUCAGAACAGCCAAUUCUCUAACAAUACACAGUAGGAAGCACACAGGAGAAAAGCCGUUCCUGUGCUGGCAGUGUGGAAAGAGCUACCGGGCCGCUUCUGAACUGUCYGUGCAUAUGGGGACUCACUCAGAGGAGAYACCKUUUUCUUGUUCGCAGUGUGACAUGACUUAUCGGACAAAGAUUCAGCUGAAUACACAUAUUGAGCAAGUUCAUGAGGGGGUGAGAUUUACCUGUACAGUCUGUGGAAAGCAGUUUUACAAAGCAGUGUCAUUGAAAAGACAUGAACUUACUCACACAGGAGAAAGACCAUUUCCAUGCUCCUAUUGCGAAAAAACUUUCAUCACUUUUCAUCACAAAUGUAAGAGCAUCGUGGUGGGCUUCUACUACAUUGAGGCAUUAACUUUGGAGUUCCUUAGCGGAGUUACUCCAUCACAUGAGGUASUGAGUAAUUUAUCCCUCACCGGGUUCCUAUUCCUCCAACCGGGUCACGACAAGCUCUCCCAGCGCGUCGGACCCCUGCUCCGUGGCCUUGCUGGCUUGGCUGAGCUUAUGGCUUCCCUUUGUGACAGGUGUGAUGGUGGCAUCCCCCCUGGAGAUCGGCACACCUCGUGUAUGCACUGCCUGGGUUUGAGCCACAUGGAGAUGGUGGUGGAGYGCCCUACUGGAUGCCUGUUCUGUGUGGUGUUCUCAGAACGCCWGCGCCUGGCGCGAUUGGAGGCCAUGCGCGAUACCCCUCCCAGGAAGUGUAGCUGGAGCCACCGCAGGCAGAGCCCAUCUUCUGCCAGUCCUGGACGGGGGCAGGAGUUGGACCGCUGGGACCACCUUGAACGGAUGGCACAUGCCCUGCAUCAGGAGGUCAAUAGCUUCGAUGACGACCACAGCUGUUCCCCGUUCGCCAGUGAUGGGCUGUUCCUGGGGGACAAUGCUGGAACUGUUCACCAUCGUGAGCGGGGCUACCAGGCUGACAGGCCAUCAGAAGCCGGCCGGUGGGGCUUCAUUGCCCCCAGCGGCUCGAGAUGCUAG